Pimephales promelas (fathead minnow) is the source of this 3196-nucleotide messenger RNA. RefSeq names its product endothelial PAS domain protein 1b (gene epas1b). NCBI's taxonomy places the organism in Eukaryota, Metazoa, Chordata, Actinopteri, Cypriniformes, Leuciscidae. Gene Ontology annotation, biological process: regulation of transcription by RNA polymerase II; cellular response to hypoxia. The record is from RefSeq and is a predicted model, not a curated record. Gene Ontology annotation, molecular function: DNA-binding transcription factor activity, RNA polymerase II-specific; protein dimerization activity; RNA polymerase II transcription regulatory region sequence-specific DNA binding.
AGAGAGCUCUAAUUGAUUGCUCAGCUGUCAAGCACUCUUCAGUGAGGCGCUGCGUUCUGGGAACUUCACCGACCUGAAAACAAGCGAGAAACUCCCUCACCGCGCUUGGAUUUUUACAAAAGUGGGAGACUGUACGAUCCUUGGCAGUGUUCUGAGACUGUACAGUCACUUUUGGCCUGCUGGUGGACUUAACUGCAUUCUCACAUUCAGUUUUCUUGUUAUUUAACGCGAGUGUUUUGGAGCGUUUUCUGUUUGCACAGAGAUCAGAUCUGACUGCUGUCGAACUGCGGGAAUAACGAAGGGACCGAGAGAUGACAGCUGAGAAAGAGAAGAAGAGGUGCAGCUCAGAGCGGCGUAAGGAGAAGUCUCGUGAUGCGGCGCGCUGCAGGCGCAGUAAGGAGACGGAGGUGUUCUACGAAGUUGCCCACCAGCUUCCCCUGCCACACAACAUCAGCUCACACCUGGAUAAAGCAUCCAUCAUGAGACUAGCCAUCAGCUUCCUGCGGACACGCAAACUCUUCACCUCAGGUUGCGUUCCUGCCACAGAGACGACAGACGUAGACCGACUGAUGGACAGUUGGUAUCUGAAGUCACUGGGCGGCUUCAUUACUGUGGUCACAUCAGACGGAGACAUGAUCUUCUUAUCAGAGAACAUCAACAAAUUCAUGGGUCUCACACAGGUUGAACUAACAGGACACAGCAUCUUUGAUUUCACUCACCCCUGUGACCAUGAAGAGAUCCGCGAGAACCUCAGCCUCAAAGCCGGCAUGGGAAAGAAAGGCAAGGAGCUGAACACUGAGAGGGAUUUCUUCAUGAGAAUGAAAUGCACAGUCACGAAUCGCGGGCGCACAGUCAACCUCAAGUCAGCCGGCUGGAAGGUCCUGCACUGCACAGGGCACCUGAAGGUGUGUAACGGCUGUCCCACACGAGUGCUCUGUGGUUUUAAAGAGCCGCCGCUCACCUGUGUGGUCAUGAUGUGCGAGCCCAUUGCCCAUCCGUCAAACAUCGACACACCGCUCGACAGCAAGGCAUUUCUGAGCCGCCACAGCAUGGACAUGAAGUUUACUUACUGUGAUGACCGAGUUACUGAGUUGAUGGGUUACAGUCCUGAAGAUCUUCUCGGUCGAUCUGCAUAUGACUUCUACCACGCUCUGGACUCCGACAACGUCACCAAGAGCCACCAGAACCUGUGCAGUAAAGGCCAGGCGGUGAGUGGUCAGUACAGGAUGUUGGCUAAGAAUGGCGGCUAUGUGUGGGUGGAGACCCAGGGUACCGUCAUCUACAACAGUCGCAACUCCCAGCCCCAGUGCAUUGUGUGCGUGAACUACGUCCUGAGUGACGUUGAGGAGAAAUCCAUGGUCUUCUCUAUGGACCAGACUGAGUCUCUGUUCAAGCCUCACAGUUUGAACAGUUUCUUCAGUCCAAGUAAAAGAGCCAUGGGCAGUGAUCCUGGUGAAGCGCUCUUCACCAAACUCAAAGAGGAGCCCGAAGACCUCACCCAGCUGGCACCUACACCCGGUGACACAAUCAUCUCUCUUGACUUUGGUGGGCCCCAGUAUGAGGAGCACCCAAUGUACAGCAAAGUGUCUUCGGUUGCUCCUCCUGUUUCUCACUCUAUUCAUGACGGCCACAAGCCGAGCUACGCUGGAGACAUGCCCAAGAUGGCCGCCACUUUCUCUGUGCCUCAAGCUCCGCCUCCCAGUAGUGCUACUUCCAGCCUGAGCAGCUGCUCUACGCCCAGCAGCCCCGGAGACUACUACACCCCAGUGGACAGUGAGCUGAAGGUGGAGCUGACUGAGAAACUGUUUUCCUUGGACACACAAGAGACAAAGACUACCUGCAACCAAGAGACUGACUUGAGUGAUCUGGAUCUGGAGACGCUGGCUCCCUACAUCCCCAUGGACGGUGAGGACUUCCAGCUCAAUCCCAUCUGCCAGGAGGAGCCUGUUUCUGAGGUCGGAGGCCUGGUAACUAACAAGGAGAGUUUCAGCAACAUUACAAGCCUCUUCCAACCCUUGGGGUCGCCUUCAGCAGAUCCCUUCCAGCCCAACAUGAGUUCAGGAAGGGAUGAGCAGAGUGUCAACGGGGGAUCUGUGGAGUCAUGGCCGUCUGUUCCCUAUAGCAGGGGUCCCAUGCAGAUGCCUCCUUACAAUGAUCCCGCCAGCACCCCACUGUCCUCUAUGGGAGGGCGUCAGAAUCUGCAGUGGCCACCUGACCGUCCAUUACCCAGCAAGGCUGGAAUGAUGGAUCCUUUAGCUGCAAAGCGCUCUUGCCAAACCGUGCCAGCAAAUCGAAUGCCAUCUUAUUUGCAAAGGCCCGUCGAGAACUUUGCGCAGAACUACAGAGAUAUGAGUCCAGCUCGACUUGCUCUCGCUAACAGUUUCAAGCGCUCGUUCACGCAGAUGACCACGGUUGAGACACCCGCCACUAAGUCACAACAGACAGUGUGGAAGAGACUUCGGCAUGAGAGUUGUGCCGUCAUGGAGAGGAAAUCACUCGACACUAGUGCUUUGUCAGACAAAGACAUUGCUCAUAAUAGAGGCAUGGAGCACCAGCACAGGAAGACUCAGUUUUCGGAUGAUCAGGCAGCAAAGCGCUUCCGAGAACAGUGUUGUAACUACAGAGAGUUCAACAUUCAGCCUUUCUCCAAAAUGGAUGGAAUUGCGAGUCGUCUUAUCGGGCCCUCCUUCGAGACCUGCUCUCUGCCUGAACUGACGCGUUACGACUGUGAGGUCAACGUCCCGUUGCAAGGCAAUCUUCAUUUGCUGCAGGGCUGUGACCUCCUAAGAGCAUUAGACCAGGCCACUUAGACCAGUUUCUACAUUAUCCCACAGAAAUGCAGUCCCACUUUACCCAACCCUAUCACUCAUCUCACCCUCACCAACUUGACAAUAACCAUCCCAGCUUUAGCACACCUCGGUCAUGCCUAUACACCCUCUUACAGUCAUACCGUACUGUACCUACCUGACUGCAUACAUGACAAAUGUAGCUUUGAUUCUAUUUUUAUUGUCUACAUCUUCAUAAAUUAUAUACAUGUGCUAUUUUUUUUAGUUGCGAGAUAGUUUCUGAACGAAUUUAAGUAUUUUUGGAGGAGUUUAAAUGUUGUUUUGUCUUCAGCUGUGUUUCUCUGCUUGUAAGAUGAUUUAAAGGGAUACUCUUUUUGGAAAUAGGCUCAUUUUACAACUCCCCCAGAGUU